Molecule: messenger RNA, 1486 nt
Organism: Drosophila elegans
Lineage: Eukaryota; Metazoa; Arthropoda; Insecta; Diptera; Drosophilidae
Product: probable deoxycytidylate deaminase
Exons: 3
Coding region: 357-905 (182 amino acids)
Biological process (GO): dTMP biosynthetic process; dUMP biosynthetic process
Cellular component (GO): cytoplasm
Molecular function (GO): zinc ion binding; dCMP deaminase activity
Source: RefSeq, a predicted model, not a curated record
UGACAACUAAAUUGGUUCUCUUUGUUUUUUCAAAACCGAAAUGGGUUUUUUUUUUAAGGAAACCUUGGUUUCUUAUGAAUUUCCUCUUAUUGUGUUUAAUCAAUCAUUUACCAUACUUUUUCUUUCAACGGCAUUAACCAGUUGUGUUCAACGCCUUUAUUAGCCUUAUCGCUAAUUAUAAUGUGCUACAAUACAUAUGUAUAGCUUAUUUUAAUCAUGUAUUGGUUUUGAAAAUGUCAAUGGAAAGUAUGAAUGUAUUUGUAUUACAUUUAUUAAGAUGAUUAUGAAAAUAAAAAAAUAAAUCCAACAGAAUAUUGCAUUUGUGAUUGUGAAGCUCUGGUGAACGAAACAAUAAAAUGUCCCAAGAAGUUCCCGAUCAAGACACAAAUACCGUGGAUGCACAGUCGCCUGAGAACCAUAAGAGAAAAGACUAUCUGCACUGGGAUGAUUACUUCAUGGCCACCGCCUUGCUCUCAGCCCAGCGCAGUAAAGAUCCCGUGACCCAAGUUGGAGCUUGCAUCGUGGAUUCCCUGAAUCGGAUAGUGUCCAUUGGCUACAAUGGAUUCCCCCGCAACUGCAGCGACGACGAGUUUCCGUGGUCGAAAUCCCAUUUCUUCUUGGAGGACAAGAAGAUGUACGUGGUGCAUGCGGAGGCGAAUGCGAUCCUUAACAACAAUGGCAUGAGUUUAACUGGAACCCGUCUCUAUACAACGCUCUUUCCUUGCAACGAAUGCGCCAAACUCAUAAUACAGGCGGGCAUUUCUGAGAUUCUCUUCCUGUCCGACAAGUAUGCCAAUAAGCCCAAGUACGUGGCUUCCAAGAAGAUGCUAGAUGCAGCGGGUGUGAAAUAUACCCGACACCUCCCCCGACAGAAAAAAAUUAUCAUUGACUUUGACAACGUUUAAACGACCCAAACCUGAAAUAACUCUUGCGAUGCAUUUUUAAAAUUAGUCACUUCAUUUAUAUUAAAAUUGUGAUUAGUUUAGUGUGCAUUUAACGUGGUUCGUUUUAAAUUUGGACAAAUUUCUUAAAAUUUAUUUAAAUAAUACAAAUUAUUUAUAUAUAAAAGCUUACCAAAUUAAGAUCAAAAACAAAUUUUUAGCCAAAUCUUAAAUACUAAAGUCACAGACGAAGAAUCAUUUUAAUAACAAUAAUUAAUACUUUCUUUAAUACUUUCGACACCUGCUCUCUUUUAAUUUUCAACUUUAUUAAAACAAGUGUUUAUUUUUUCAAUUACUAUUUACUGGAACUCACUUGCACUAAUUGAGUUCGUAUACGUAAACUCUGUCAUGUAAUUCUCUUGGCGUGCACAGGUGUUCACCGGAGACCAAAGUGCGAUUAAAGGGUGCUACCUAGGUCAAUGAUGUUUAGCUUGAGGUCCCAACCUUGUACUAAAUGUAUUUAAGUAUAAAACAAUGUUUUUCCAUGUUGUUUUUAAAAUAAAAAUUGUAAUUAAUAUAAAAUAAAGUGUUUUUGAAAAACUGUU